AUGAUAAAAUUUGCAGUAGGAAUUAUAUGCUACUACAUUGUGUACUGCUCAUAUCAUGUGUAUAAAAAUGUGAGGACCCCCGUGUAUGAACAUUCAAGGGGUCGGGACAAAAAUGGAAAGGAGCAAGCAGGACUAGACAUAAGUGAGAAAUAUAUUCAUAGAGCAUUCUCAAAUUUUUUCAAACACAAAGACAAAGUGGAUUAUCACCUGUACAUGUCAUGUGAAGAAUAUAUUGACUUGAACAGAUACGUACGUGAGAAAGAAACAUUUUUGGAAGACAAUGAAAAUUUUAUUAACGUUCAUAAUUUUAACAACGUUUCUUAUGACUGGACUUAUAAUAAUUCUCGAGAGGGAGAAACCAAGUGGUGGAAUCCCCUGGCCUUGAAAAAAUAUCCUUCCGCAAAGCUAACCAUCCCAAGCAAUCUCAUAAAAAAGAAUAAAGAAAUUUACCUGCACAUACUUACCUACGUGAAUGGAGAAUUGUACAGACAUGGGUAUGUCACGAGACUACUCACGAGGGAGAAACGCGAGGGGAAGAAGUGGACCUCCAAGGAGAAGUACCUCUGGGAGCGCUUCCUAGAAGAGCAGGACGACAAUGACCAAGUCGAGGAGGAGCAAGAAGAGGAAGAGGAGGAAGAAGAAUACGCAGAUGACCAGGUGGAGGAGCCGAACAACGACAACUACAACGAUCAGUACAACGAGGAGAAUGUCAAGGAGCACGCGGAAGACGCAGAAGAAAAUGAGGACCAGACACAAACAGAUGACGCGGCAGACGAUAGGAAAAAGAAGAGCCCAAGCAGAGAGACCCCGCAAGGCAGGACAGACGAAAUGACUGAUAACUGCCUGCACGUGUUCAACUUAACAAAGAACGUAAGCGAAGAUCACCUGAAGGAAAUUUUUAUGAACUUUGGUAACUUAAAAGAUAUUCACAUUUCGCUCGAUGAGGAAAAUGUAAGUAGGACCAACGGAGGGGGGAAUUUCAUAAGCGCCACAAUAAAAUUUGAAAAUGAAAUGGAUGCGAGAGUUGCAAAGGAAUAUAUGAAUGGUGGACAGAUCGAUGGCAAAACGGUUUCCAUAAAAUAUGUGCAUGAGGGAAAGAGCAAGGGGAAGCAUAAACAUACAAGUAGGGAGCACAGUAUUAAGAGGGAGCAUAAGGACAGGACUGGCGGUGACAAAAAGAAACGCCUCAAAGAUGGCCGCAGGUCCAGCUCAUCCCCUUCGGGCGUAUCGGAGUAUUCCAGCAGGAGGUCCUCCAGUACAGAGGAGCGCCGGAAGACCAAGAGUACCCGGAGAAGGUGA
Messenger RNA from Plasmodium fragile, 1299 nucleotides. RefSeq lists its product as uncharacterized. Bases 1 to 1299 code for a protein of 432 amino acids. The transcript is spliced from 2 exons. Gene Ontology annotation, molecular function: RNA binding. The record is from RefSeq and is a predicted model, not a curated record. Gene Ontology annotation, cellular component: ASAP complex; cytoplasm; nucleoplasm. NCBI's taxonomy places the organism in Eukaryota, Apicomplexa, Aconoidasida, Haemosporida, Plasmodiidae. Gene Ontology annotation, biological process: mRNA splicing, via spliceosome.